UAUUAAUUUUUCUGCAUCCUGAAUAUUUAAAUAUGAGGGUUACAUCAUUAUGGGGUUUGUUAAGGUUUUUUAGGUGUUUUUUAAACUGAGAUAGGGAUUGGGAGUUAGUAAUAGUAGAGUCCAGCUGAUUAUAUUUGUUGAGAGUGGCAGGAAAGUAACUGUUAAAAUAAUUAUCUGUUCGACAGAGAGGCGGAUUAAAAAUUCUAUUUCCCCUUAACUCAUAUCUUGUACUUGUAAUAUCAUUAAUAAAUGGAUCUAUAAUAUUUAAUAAGUAAGAUGGGGAGUCAUUAUGCAGAAUUCUAUACAUAAAAAUUAAUUUUUGUUUAUUUCUUCUUUCAGCUAAUGUUUCCCAUUCUAAUUCUUCGUAAAGUUUCACAUGAGAUGUUCCUCGGCGUAAUCCUGUAAUUAUCCUGGCUGCAUCUAAUUGGACUGAUUCGAGAAGUGUUUUUUCCUGUUCUGUACAAUUGUCCCAUACUACACUUGCAUAUUCUAAGAUUGGCCUAAUAUAAGAGAAAGUGUUGAUUAUCAGACAGAAAAUUUACUGAGGAAUCAUGGGAAACUUUGAAGGUCAUGCCCUUCCAGGAUCAUUUUUCAUUGUGUUUGCAUUAUGGUGGACUGUUCAAAUAUUUCAUAGAUACUUCACUUGUCGACAAAAACGCCUCCAAUUCACUUCCACACCCACCUAUUCCUGCGAGUGUUUAUGUGGCAGGGCUAAAGCUUGGCCACUCGAAUCACUCAUCAAACUCUUCUUUGUUGGUGUUGGAUUUAGUCUGGAAAUAUACACAGGCUUUAAAAAUGGCCACAUCAUACCAGAAAACGCACAGCAUGCUACUAUGUUCUUCUUCUUUGGACUAACAGGAGUCAUGGAUUUGUUGCUAUACUUCCGAUUCCCAGUCCUCAGGGAUUUAGACUAUGUGAGCAUGAUAUUUGCUGUAGUUGUGGAAGGAAUCCUGUUUAAGUUCCACCUACACGGUAGGGACGGAAUCGACGUACUGGUACACACCCUUCUAGUUUACACCAUAAUUGCUAAUGUUCUGGCAGUCAUGGCCGAAAUGAAAUGGAGACACAACAUUCUCGCGGCAUUGGCAAGGACUUAUUUCAUCUUUCUGCAAGGUACCUGGUUCUGGCAAAUAGGCUUCAUUCUGCAUAACCCUUUACCAGGAGCAAAGGAAUGGAGUCCAGAAGAUCACCAUUCAUUCCUGCUUAUUACAAUGUAUUAUGUAUGGCAUUGUGGGUUGACUUUUAUAACUAUGCUAUGCAUUGGUGGCUGGAUGGCCUACUUUCAUAAAAAAAUCAGAAAUGGUAAUGAUAUUGAAAUGGGUAUGAAACCUUUGAUGAAAAUAGGGACUCGCGAUCACAAGUUCGCAGCUGUUAACAGGGACAGUGACAACUCUGAAUUUGAACAAUAAUUAACUGAAGUCCAUUUAAUGAAAAUUUCAAAGAAAUGAAAGUUUGGAUACUGUUGCAUAUUAUGCUCUUAUAUUUACCUCUGUGUUGCAGUGCCUCUAGAUAAAAGUACCAACUCAAAAUGUUGUUAUGAUUCAAUAAUAGCAAGUGUGUAGUAAUAUUAACAGUACUACAUGUACAACUCACUAUGUAAACAUACAUACGGUUUAAAAACAUACAUAUAUUUCAUAUUUUUUUUUUCAAAUCUGUGUUAAUAACUAGAAAUCACACUGUUUAAUUAAAUAAGGCUGCUGAAAAAAAUACAUGGCACACCGUCAGCGACACUGACAACACAUGCCGAAUGGUCGAACAAUGAACUAGUCCUAUUGUCACGUUCGGACGACACAAGAAUCCAGUCAACAGCGUCUUUUAAAUCGUCAUCUGGUUUUUUAGGAAACCACACAUUUUACUGAUGCACUUUCAAUUUCCAUUCACACGUCUCGAUGAAAGUCCACCCGCAUCGUGGCCUGAUGAGCUUAUAGCCGCUGCACAACUUGUUUAUUGGUCAGCUACUUCGCAAGGACGGACAGACUUUUUGUAACUUAAAUAUUUUACAUGGUAUUUUUUUUGGACACCUGUUUUUAAAGUGGUGACAAAAUUGUUUACUACUGGCUGUGUUGAGUGGCAGUAGGACCAAGUAGGGAUAGAUACAUGUUGAAAUUGUGUAGGAAUUAUUUCUAAGGAGUACUGAGUAGUUACCAACUAUGUGUACAGGUAGUCCCAAUCUAUAUGUUACGGUUAGUGGCCUUGAUUUGGUGAGACUGCU
Mizuhopecten yessoensis (Yesso scallop) is the source of this 2212-nucleotide messenger RNA. RefSeq names its product transmembrane protein 45B-like. The record is from RefSeq and is a predicted model, not a curated record. NCBI's taxonomy places the organism in Eukaryota, Metazoa, Mollusca, Bivalvia, Pectinida, Pectinidae. Bases 552 to 1409 code for a protein of 285 amino acids. The transcript has 2 exons.